AUGAAGUGUCUCGCACCCACCGGUGGAACGAGUGCUGCUGCUGGCAGCGCCAUUGUCAUCAAGACGUGUGAUAUCACGGACCAGUCGCAAACCUGGACGAACAACACGAGCAGUGGAUCGACAUGGACAUGGGGACCCGACAGCACCAAGUGUCUUGAUUUGCAAGACGGUAAUCUGGUGCUGUACAACAACAAAACCGGUGCCUCUACAUGGUCGUCAGGGGCUGCAAAUCAAAACCUGUACAUCAGCAAGCUGGCAGCUCCCGCAUCGGUGUAUUCGCAGUGCAGUGCUGCGGGGAUGCCGUUCAGUGCCGCUGCAUCGACCAAUUCGGCAUUGUCACCAGGAACGGGUGGUCAGGGAACAGGGCCAUAUACAGCGACGCUUCAAAACGAUGGCAAUCUGGUCGUAUUCGACAGCGCCAAGAAGCCUCUGUGGGUCUCACAUACCGAUGGACGACCAGUUACGGCGCUCACGAUGCAAAACGACGGAAACCUGGUCAUCUACAACGGGACAAACUUGGUCUGGGCGACAAACACGACAGGCAAGUAG
Messenger RNA from Polychytrium aggregatum, 549 nucleotides. RefSeq lists its product as uncharacterized. The transcript is spliced from 4 exons. The record is from RefSeq and is a predicted model, not a curated record. NCBI's taxonomy places the organism in Eukaryota, Fungi, Chytridiomycota, Chytridiomycetes, Polychytriales. Bases 1 to 549 code for a protein of 182 amino acids.